AAAACGUAAACAGUUGUGUACCAGUUUUAGCUUGUUUUAAUAGUUUUUUGAGAUUGUUUAGCAAAUUACUACAUAUUUAGUGAAAGGAAAUCAAGAUUAGUGUUUGAAAGUUCAGGUGAAACAAAUAAUAUUUCAAAAUGGCGGAUUAUUGGAAAUCCAACGACCGGAAGUACUGCGACUUUUGCCAGUGUUGGAUUGCGGACAACAAGCCGAGCAUCCAAUUCCAUGAGAGCGGCAAACGGCACAAGGCAAAUGUCCAGAAGCGCCUCACGGACAUUGGCCGCAACAGUUACAAGGCGCAGAAGGAGCAGAGCAAGGUGGACGCCGAUAUGCGAAAGAUGAACGACGCCGCGAUGAAGGCUUACAUGCAGGACAUUACGUCUGGGGCCGACAUCAGUUCGCGCGCCGCGCUAGAGGAGCAACAACGGGCCGAGGCAGCUGCAGCGGCGGCCGCCGUCCAGGACGCGCAAGAAGCGCCCGGUCCAAGCGUUGGGCCGAGGGUCCCGAAGAAAAAGAUUGGCCGCGAGGCGGAUCCGUUCUACAUCCCUGGGGAUUUCAGCGAUGAAGAGGGAGGACCGAGCAAGGCCACGGCUGCGGCCAUCGCCGAAGCUGCCAAACAGAAACGCAUCGAGGAAAUCUCCCAAAUGGGACACGGAUCGAUGUGGGUUGAAGCGGAAUCGGACGAAGGUUACACGUACUACUGGAACGUAAAGACAAACGAGUCCAUUUGGGAACCUCCGAAGGAGGGCUUCAUGAAGAAGGCCGAGUACGAGCAAAUCACCCAACUGGCACUGCAAAAACAGGAGGAAAAGCUCAAGCAAGAAGUCAAGUACGAGGUGGAAAACGCUCCGGAGAUCGCCGCCCGACUCAAACGCGAACAGAUGAGCAAAAUGUUCGAGCACAAUCGGAAAAUUAAGGAGGAAAUUGAGUGCGCAACGGAUGCGAAGCGACAGCGCAAGGAAGAGGAGGCCAUUCUGGAUGCGGCCGCUGGGCCGUACGGCCGGUGGCAAACCGUUGAGCAUCGGGAGGAAAAGCCGGUGGAUUUAGAGCUGCCGGCGGUUCCGGCACCGCUGUAUGUGCCCAGCGCACAGCCGGAGGUGCCCGAGAGGCGGUUCAAGGAAAAGGUCAUCACGCACAUUCCGGGCGACGAGAAAAGUGCGCUCAACGAUGGGUUCUUCAAGAAGCGGAAAGUGGUGCGAAAUGCGCGCCAGCGGUUGGAUGUCGAUUGAGGCGUUUUAUGUAUUAUCAUUUGAAAACGAUAGAAUAAAAAGAUUCUUU
Molecule: messenger RNA, 1278 nt
Organism: Culex pipiens pallens (northern house mosquito)
Lineage: Eukaryota; Metazoa; Arthropoda; Insecta; Diptera; Culicidae
Product: WW domain-binding protein 4
Exons: 3
Coding region: 138-1229 (363 amino acids)
Biological process (GO): mRNA splicing, via spliceosome
Cellular component (GO): nucleus; precatalytic spliceosome
Molecular function (GO): RNA binding; protein binding; zinc ion binding
Source: RefSeq, a predicted model, not a curated record